UGUGUCAGAUGUCAGCCGACAGUGUAAACAAAGUUGAGCUGCAUUCAACGUUGUCAGCAAGAUAUGCCAGAUAAUGCCCCCAAGAGGACCAGUACGAUUAUCUUCUUAACUUCAUGGACUUUGGCCACUUUGGUGGUUGUUGCAGUCGUGCUUAUUGGUGGAGAAAUUGCACCCACUCCUUGGACUCAAAUCACAGUCCAAGGAACAAAGUGUUUUCAGUCACCAGUGAAUGGAUGGUACUUCUCAGAUGGAAAACACGACUGCCUCAGUGGGUUUGAUGCUACUAACAUUAAGAGGACCAUUCAUCCAGACAACACAUAUUAUACUUUUCAGGUCCCUCAGAUGAAAGACAGCACAGCACCAAGGCUCUCUAGAUGGCAAUGGAGACUAUACGGAGUUUUACGCCUGCACCUUCUGAUAAAUGAUGGGCAUAUAUCAAGGCACAGUAACGAUAUAGUACUGAAGUCCCGUAUAGGGUACAUGGAUGAUGAUGACAUGUACAAUCCAACACUGAUUGCAGAAAAUUAUCAAGAACGGAAACUAUACUGUAAUUAUGUAAGAAAGCACACGUUUGAUGGAAUGAUGUAUGACUGCUCUCCCCAGGUGGUGGUAGUUCUCUACUCGCUCCACCAUGACUACUACCUCAUCAACAUUAUGAUUCCUCAUCACAGAGAUGAUACAAAUGAAUGGGUUAAUCGGAAUUUUGGACGUGUUAAGGAUGCAUAUAUAACAUUUUUCAGCCAGACUGGCUGGUACACAAAGCUGCUGGUGUCACUUCAAACAGUUUUCUUUCCUGUUCUGUCCGCACUCUUAUGGAGAUUCAGGAAGUGUGUUGGGGAGCUGGAGCGACCUCCUACACACCUUGAGUGCGUCUUGGCACUCUUGGCUGUGGCUCUUAUAGUAAUGAACUGUCCCUUGGAGUUUGUAACGCUCAUUGCUGACUGUCCCUGGAUGAUAGUAAUUAAUGAUAUUCGACAUAACUUUUUUUAUGCUUCAUUCAUGACUUUCUUCCUCUACCUCACUGACAAACAUCUUGAGCCUGGAAAAUUAUGUCCCCAUGCUAAAAAAGCCAUAAACAUUAGUAUUCGGUCUGGCACCCUUGCAAUCUUGAUCGUGGACAUGAUAGAACACCUUGUGAAUGCGGAGCACCCACUGGCUGUGACCUUUGAGAGUAUGCACCUGAGCAUGACCAUGCUCUUCUUUUGUAUGUUGGGCUGCUACCUCACCUGCAUCACUGUCAGGACCUGCUCGGCAAUGGUUGCAGUCAUUAAGAAGGGUCCAACUUAUGCUGAAGAAACACAGUGUCAAGAAGUGGUGGUUCUUAUUGUCACCUGGAUCUGCUUUUCAUUGAGUGCAGCUGAUUUUGUCAUCAAGCGUCUCCAUGAUGGUAUGUGGAUGUGGGAAUACAGUUUUGGACAAUUAGAAAUCAAGAAUACAGGUGGAUUCCUCCUGGGUGUUUACUGCAUGUGGAAUGUUUACACUUGUGUUUUAUUGACUAUAUACACUCCAUUGAAAAAGCCACCAGAACAACAAGGCAGGUUAGAUAGAAACAGAGUUGUGGGUGUACCUCUGCGGGCCAGGCAGUCACCCUCCUUUAUUGACUUGAGAGUCACUACAUUAUGAAACUCUUCUGUUAUAUAGGACUCGUGUUAAUUUCCUCUACUCCUGUAGUAAAUCACAAGUGAAUGACUGAAGAAUACUGGAAAACAUUGUUCCUCCACAUUUGUUUCCAGAUUUAUUAAAACUUACCCGAGAAGCUCAGUGUGAAACUACCCUAUACUUGGCAGCUCGUAGCCUAUGUAUCAAAAUAUCCAUAUCAAAGGCCUGGUUUUCCAUUUCUGAUGUAAUGAUCUUUUUUAAGGUCAGGAACUAUAUAUUUUUUACUUAUAUUGUUCCAGCAUUUUAAUAAUGUUAAAGCAUUUAAAAAUCUAAAAUUAACACACCAUAUCAGUGCAUUGCUUAAUUUUAUUAUAUUAAACAGUAAAGCUAAUUUAAUUAUAAAUAAGUAUUUUAUUUGGUUUCAUUUCAUUCAAAUAUUUUGUAAUUUCCUAAAGAUACCUGUUGCAUAAUUAGAGUACUUGGCUGAAUAAUAAUAAACUGCUAUACCUGAGCCCCAUCAUUGUUGCACUGCCACUUACAACAAACACAACGCUAUUGAAGCAAAUGCUUGUGCUACUUUUAUUAUUCCUUAUAAAAUAUAAGAUGAAACAAUAUAUAUUUUAUAAGGAAUAAUUGUCAACUUGAAGUUAGUAUUAAGAAUAGCCAGAGAAAGAAUAGCCGACUGUGAGAAGGCCUGAGCCCAGGAGACAGCUGUACAUGGUGUAGGUAAUGUUUAUCUCAAUCUCUCGACACUUGUUAACAUCCAAACAUUUCCAACCAGUAAACUUGUGCUAGGUUCUGGUAGUAUAAUUUAUAUCACAAUGUAGACAAUUUUGACUUUUAUAGUGGUAUUUAGAAUAUUGUCAAAUUUGGUUCAAACCAAAUUUGAUGGAUGCCAGUUGAUUGUUCAGGUGCUGCUGAUAGGUACAGUAGUCUUGUCACUUGAGUCUUGUCAUCAGUCACGUUUGGUAUGAUCAUUCUUAAAUUUAUAAAGUUGAUACCCAAUAACUAUCAUACACAGGCUAUGGAAGUUGAUGAUGACUUUUAAUAUUCUCUUCUUUAAUAUUUUGUUUGAUUAAUAAAGUUAACUAGUCCUGUGCUGUAAAAGCCUCUUUUGGAGGCAUUUACUAACAUACUUGGCUAAGGACAACUGCAGCCAAAAUUAAAUACCAAUUGUUCCUCCAACACACUAUUUUGUCAUAAUAUUUGACCAAGAAUGCAAAUACUAUUUAGGUAGAUCUUAAUAGUGUUUGCAUUUUUAGUCAAAUAUUAUGUUCCGACAAAAUAGACGCUUGGAUGAAUGCAUUGAUGCGCCUAACUUGAUUUUGGACACAUUGGCACUUACCUGGUAUGUUAGUAAAUACUGUACCUCAUUUGAUCUCAGUUGUUAGAUAUAUUUGAAGAUUAUACUCAAAGUCUUUAAUGAAUUACUUGUUACAGUAUUUGUUACUUAUUCAAGUUUACCAUUGCAUGUUAAGAGGACAUGAAGAUAUUAUAAUGUUUCAUUACUGCCCAAUGUCUCAUUUGGGAUUAGAUAUAUUGCUUCAGUUGUUAGCUCUUUGACGUCUGCCUAGGCUUACAUAAGGUCUUGUUUCUUCUGUUGUGAAAUAGCUGGAAGUUUAUGGCUGAUGCAUAUACUCUAGAUAUUACAGGUAGCCAUACUAUUUGAUUUACUUUUGGUUUUAUAAGUUAUGUAUGGCAUGGUGCUCAGUGUAUCUCGGCUUCAUCAUUCACGAUUUCAUUUAAGGCUGUAAGAUUCAGGGCUCUUCUCAAACAUCACAUUUCAUUGUUGAUACAUUUAUUGUGUGGAGCAUUUUGGAAAUGGUCUUUUUCUGACAGGUAGGAAGAGGUUGAGAUUAAAGUGACUUAAAAGCAUAUUCAGUAAUUGAUCAGUGUCACUCAUGUCACUGUUCAGUAGCAAUUGAGACAUGAUUAACUUGAGUUAAUAUGCUGCAACAUACUUUAUCUUUGCAGUUUAGAUAUAUGUGGCUCCAAGAUUUUUGGAAAUUAGAUAGUCAUGCACUCGAAAGGUCAAUAUGUUCUAUAGACUUCCUAGUACAGCACUGCACAUUUUCUCUAUGCAUAUUGUAGUAAAUAAUAUUAGUUUUGAGCUGUUGAGUUGUUGCAUGCAGAAAGUUGUUUGAUCAAAGUUAUUAAGGUUGCAAAAAAUAUGCUCUUAACGUGAGUUUACUUUGGCUAUAUUUGUUACACAUGGCAUGCGUACUUGUUUUACUCGCAGAGAAAUCUUGUGGUGUUUUAAUGGUGCUCGUGCAUUUGAUAAGUAACAUUAUUAUGAGCUCCAAAAAAUGUUGUUUUUCUCUAUUUUCAAGUUUAUUAUACAGUGAUCAUCCACUGCUUGCAGUAUUCUCUAAUAUGUAAAUGUUUACUUAAAUUGCGUGUCAUGUUUGAUGGCUUAUUUGACAAAGAUUAAUAAAAGAAUAGUAACAAAAAAUUCACUUUAUUUGAUUCAAGAUUAUUUGUAGAUCAUGGAUUGACCUUAGCCUUAUUGAUGGAAUUUUGUUUUAUUAUGCAUGCAUGACAAGUUUGGGAAAUGCGUCAUGGUUUGCAGACUGUUUUAUUGCAUAAUAUAAAGUAUCGUUUGUUAAAGAUAAGGUAGUAUGAUGCCUUUUACUGGGUGUUAAGACUUUGUGUAAUAGAUGCUUCUGUUGAACUUGUUAUUGCCAAUUAAUGACAAAAGCUUCAGUGUAAAUAGUUGACAUAUGUUCCCUUGAAGUUUCUAAGAGGCUCUCAGUUCCUAUUUUUGUGAAGCUCACUUUUAUUAAACAGCAAAAUUCUGCAUGAAAGUAGUAAAGUUUUAAAAAAUAUAUGUUUUUGCCAUAUCUUCAUUAUUUUGUGAAUGUAUUCCUCUCUUGUAAUCUAGAAUAGCCAAGUAAUACAUAGAAGCUAUAUUAUCCAAAGGUAUAUAUUUUCGAGCAAACUUGUACUGUACUCUUAUUAACUAUACACUACAGUAAUGUAUGGUAUAAUGUUACUGUAUUUCUUAUUUGGUUUACUUUCCUGUAUAUGCCAGUUACAUUUGAUUAAUCAGAGCAAAUGUGCAAAUUUUCAGAUGUUUCUCUCACUUUUAAUUUCUAUUCAUUUUUAUUGGAUUUUGCUGACGCUGUAAUCUUUUAGCUCUAUACAAACCCUUUUGGGUGUGAUUGUACGUGUCCAUGUGUACUCACACUGAUGCCCCCACAUUGUCAUUAUUAUUAUUACUGUAUUAUUAUUGCUUUCCACUUUCGUGAGAGGUUGAGGCAUCAGCCUGCAGGUAUUAGAUAAAUACAAUAAUUUUUAAUAUUCGUAAUAUGUAAUUUUUUUUUAUAUUGUACAGUAUUGUAUUUUAAUAUUCUGUUGGUCAAAAGACAAAUGAAGUUAGUUCAGUGGCUUCCCUAUGUGUGUGUGUGUGUGUGUGUGUGUGCAUGUACUGGUAUUUCUUGGUAUUCAUGCCGGGUACCCCAAAUUAGAAUGCCAGUCAUAUGGUGAACACAAUUCAGCUCAGAUUUUGAGUGGCAGGCAGUGUGCUGAAUGUGAAUGUUUAUAAUCAUUUUACAUUUGCAUGGCCAUGUACUGUGGAUGAUUUGACUACAGACUUAAGCAGUCUAAACACUUUUAGUCACCUUGACAGGUUGGACAAAUGCAAUAUGGUAACUAGAUAUAUAUUUGAUGUAAAUGGUUACAGCGGUGGUGGUUGUAUGGUACGACAGUAUCGUGACAAGGCGAGCCAUAAGAUGAGGCUGUAGAGUGCAGAUGGUGGCAGAGAUGGUGAUGGCUGGUAGCUGUAAUGGUUGUAUGGUACGACAGUAUCGUGACAAGGCGAGCCAUAAGAUGAGGCUGUAGAGUGCAGAUGGUGGCAGAGAUGGUGAUGGCUGGUAGCUGUAAUGGUUGUAUGGUACGACAGUAUCGUGACAAGGCGAGCCAUAAGAUGAGGCUGUAGAGUGCAGAUGGUGGCAGAGAUGGUGAUGGCUGGUAGCUGUAAACAAAUUUGUCUGCUGGGAUGGCUAGGUUUGAGGCAGAUCAAAGGUGGUUUUGCUUCUGGCUGAGCUGUGUUGAGAAUGCUCCUGAUGCUGUGGUCAGACAGCCUUACAAUCCUAUCGACCUGACUCUGUUUGGAGCAACGCCGUUCAUUAUUUGAUUAAUGAAGAAACUGCUCAAUUCUGGGAAACGUGUGGACAUCAUUUGUAGCACUUGCAAUUCCUGCAGAUGUGUAAGUAGCUGCUACACAAUUUCUGACGUAGUCGUUACAACUGUUUAUAGUCAUACGCAGCACCGUACAGUACAGAGAUCGCUCACUAAUUCAGAUCAUAUAGAGUGGAUCCCAUCUGUUGUAUGAUGACCAGAAUCUUGUAUUCUGAUUGUCUUACAUUGUGUCCACAAAAAUUUCAAAAGUUGUAGUUUUUCUUGCAAUCAGUAGAAUACUUGUUUCCACAUACAGUAUAUUAAUAACACAAUUACAUUAGUAUUACUUCUUAAUUUGAUUUACUGUAAAUUGAACUAAAAUUAACUUUAACUUGUUAAGAGUCGAGAGGUGUCACGGUCACCCGCUGCAUGAAUGUGAUCACAUCACAGAAGACAUGGAUCCAUUCUUCAUUAAAAUUUUGGGACCUAUCAUAUACUAAAAUAGAUCAUUUACUGUAUAUAUUAAAAAGAAAGAAUCAUACAUAAUAGGUUGUGUACUAUAAUAUGAAUACAGUAUAUAUAACGUAUAGAAAUUUACCGGUAAUUAAUUCAAACACAAAUUUCCAAAAUGGUGCAUCUAUUUGUGUGACAUUUUCUGUUCACUUCUGUGGGGUUUCUGGGCCAGCCAUCGUAAAAAGUACAAAAAAUAUUCUUUCAAUAUGUUUCACUCAAAACUAAGGUAACAUUUCAAUUAUUGCUUCUGCUAGUGGACCAUUGGAAAGAAAACAUGCGAUAGUGAGCAUUGAACAGAAAAUAGAGCUUAUUAGAAAGGUUUAGCAGCUUUCCCAGAAGUAUUGUGGCCAUAGAGUACAAAGAUGAUUGGUGGAUGUGUUCUAUGAACUUCCCAGUUAUUUGGGACUAGUCAAUCCCACAUGGUUUGGGUAACAAGUAAAUAACUAUUAAAAUAUAUAAAUAAAUAAAAUUUAGUAAACCUAUGCUAUGUGUAAAUUCAGACAAAUUAAUUUUUAAAACACUAAUAUUCAAACAGUCAAAUGGCAGAUUUGUAGUGUAAGAUUUGCGCAACCAAGUCAUUGUUUCAGUGUGCAUUGCCACAAUAUCUCGAUCUGUCCUUGUGAUUCCUUGCAGUUAUUGUGUGUUUUCUGCACUUUCUGUAUUAUAUUCUUGCAUGGUGUCUCCCCAAACGUUUUGCACAUUACCUUGCUGACUAUUUUCGUUAAAAAAAAGUUAAUUUUUGAGUCAUGAAUGUCAUAAUAUUUUAACCAUAUACAGUACAGUACAGUACAGGUAAGUGUGCACUACUCGAAUACGCUUGAGGUUUACAGAAACACAGUAUUCACACAGCAAGGGUUUACUUACAAAAUUAUAUACAGUGGGUCUAAAUAAAAAUAUAAAUGAUGUACUGUACAGUAUAUAAAUACUUUUGAAUAUGAGCUGGCAUGUGGUGCAAGAAAUUGGUAAAUAUGGAAAUGAUGCUCCUUCCUUUACUUCCUAACUCAUAUAUUGUAGUAUAAAUGUCGCACUGUAGAAGAUUACACUACACAAAUUUAACAUUUUACAUUUUUUUUUGAGUAUUGGUUAAUUAGAAUUUGAUUUAAAGAUAUUCUACUGUAUGUACUAAAUUUUAGAAGUAUAUUUGCCCAAAUUUACAUGAAGGGCACCAUGUCGAGUGACUUCAGUGGAGACAAGAAGCCGACAUCUUGUCAAAGGUCCCACCCCCUUGAAUUAAAAAUUCCAAUGGAAUUUUUAAUUCAAGUAUUGUCUAGGCACAAAUAAAUUACACUGCAUAACAUACCAGAUCCUUCCUAUGCAAAUCUUGGAUUGAUUUCCCUUUAGAUUUCUCUGGCCAUGUUACUUCUGAAUUUUGUAUAAAAAAAAGCUGUUACUCCUGUAAUUCUUUCAUUUUUUUUAUGACAUUUACUGUUAUAACCACACUGUUUUACCAAGCUGUCUUGUACUAUGCCUUCUCGGGUGUUGCAGUGCCCUCUUGGGUGUUGCAGUGCCACCCUCUCGGGUGUUGCAGUGCCCUCUUGGGUGUUGCAGUGCCACCCUCUCGGGUGUUGCAGUGCCCUCUUGGUGUUGCAGUGCCACCCUCUUGGGUGU
Molecule: messenger RNA, 7839 nt
Organism: Procambarus clarkii (red swamp crayfish)
Lineage: Eukaryota; Metazoa; Arthropoda; Malacostraca; Decapoda; Cambaridae
Product: protein wntless
Biological process (GO): intracellular protein transport; Wnt protein secretion; Wnt signaling pathway
Cellular component (GO): endomembrane system; organelle membrane
Molecular function (GO): Wnt-protein binding
Source: RefSeq, a predicted model, not a curated record